CCAAAUAAUAUCAAAUUAUGACAUAGAAAAGAAAUCAGAGAUCUAAUUGGUAUUUUUAUUUGCAUCCGCAUCCACAGCUGCAAAGCUGCCCAUCCGGUUCUGGCCCGUCUGCCAUGAACUCAAUGGUUGGAGCGGCUAAACCCUUCUUGGUCCCCGACCACCUCCCAUACAUUUGACUUUCGGUCGCAACUUUCUGAAUAAAAAGAAGACCACCCGCGCAUUCUAAACGUGAUAUAGACAUAUCUGCACCAAAAAAUUUGUCAAUUUCAAAAAUGACGGACAGUCCCAAUCACGCGAUCGUAUACGGCGCAUCGGGGUUGAAUGGCUGGGCGUUGAUAAACCAGCUCUUGGCUCCGUACCCUUCGGUUCACUCGUUCAGAAAAGUCACAGCUUUCACGAACCGGCCUUUGGAUCUCUCGGAGACAUAUUUGCCAGAGCCGGAGUCGCAUCGGCCGCAUCUACAGCUGGUCUCGGGUGUUGAUCUUUGUGGGUGGGAUGGGCCUACCUUGGUGAGACAUUUGAAGGAGGAGGUUGAAGAUAUCGAGGGCGUGACUCAUGUUUAUUAUCUGGUGUUCACCGCCAUGGAUGACGAUCUAGAAGAGGUCGCGACCAAUCGACGUAUGCUGCAGAAUGUCAUCGAUGCUCAUAAUCAGAUCAGUCCGAGGCUGCAAUUCGUGGCUUUUGUUGGCGGAACACGGGGAUACGGCAUCUAUUCCCCCGGGGGAACAUUCACUCCACCCUUGCACGAAGACAUGGUUAAUGAUCUCCCAUCUGACUACGCGAAGACGGUCGUUUAUCCAGAGUACCGUGAGAUUCUGAAAACAUCCAGCAAGGACAAGAAAUGGACGUGGUGCGAAGUGUGUCCGGAUGCAAUAGUCGGAUUCACACCCAACGGUUCCCAAUUCAGCCUAGCCCUGCAUUGGGCACAGUAUUUAUCACUUUAUGCCUACAACAAUGGUAUUGGACCACAUACCCAGGCAAAAGGAGAAAACAACCCCGUCGACAUCCCAUUUCCCGGCUCCACAGCCGGCGCUACAUCGUUAUUCAGCCCCGUAUCAAGUAAUCGACUAGCACGGUUCAUGAUCUAUGCUUCGCUACAUCCGGAGACAUGUGGAGGUGGUCGACUGUUUAAUGUCGCCGAUCAAGAAACACCAUGCACCUAUGGGUCACUGUGGCCUCGGCUGGCGAGCUGGUUUGGUCUGAUCGGCGUGGGACCUGCCGAGACUGCUCAGGAAACCGAGCACAACACAUUGAAAGUUGGGGAAGUUCCUGAGCGAACUUCUUCGCUAGCGCCAGGGGAGUAUAUAGCUAAGUAUCGGGACAUUUUUGCAAAGUAUGGGUGUCCGAAGGCUAUCACUGGAGGGGUGGGAGCCGGGAACCGCCAGUUGGAUAGCGUGGGGUAUUGGUUGACUUUCGAUCGGCAGAUGAGUUUGAAGAGGCUGAAGGAAACGGGUUUUGAGGCGGAUAGGGAUCCAGUGGGGGGCUGGUUGGAGAGUUUUGCGAUGUUUAGGAAGGCGGGAUUGAUUCUUUAACUGCUAACCGUUGUGUGGGGGCUCUGUGUUUAUCUGGUGAUGCGCUGGGAGAUUGUAUAGUGCUAUUAACAGUGAAUAAAUUGAGUAAAUCG
This is a messenger RNA of Aspergillus sclerotioniger CBS 115572, 1624 nucleotides long. Its product is annotated as SDR family oxidoreductase. The transcript is spliced from 4 exons. The coding region runs from base 273 to 1532 and encodes 419 amino acids. Lineage: Eukaryota; Fungi; Ascomycota; Eurotiomycetes; Eurotiales; Aspergillaceae. The record is from RefSeq and is a predicted model, not a curated record.